UCGGCCCAAACCGAUCUGGGCCGGUUUGAUCCCAGACCUUGAUCUCCAAGGUCUGGGAGAUCAUCAACCUCCCAGACCUUGAUGAUCUGGGAGGUUGAGUUUGGUUUUGGAUCAGGUCAAAGGUCAGAGCUCAGCAUCAGUUUUCGGCAGACAGAUGGACGUUUCAGAGCGUCUGCGGCGUUAACGACUGCGCCUGCGGUCUUGUGUCUGCAGCAGCUGUGAGCUGAUUGGCUGUUCAGUAAACCGCUGUGAUUAAACAUCUGCUGCUGGGUUAACUGCGCCCUGGGUUUGGUCUGCAGGCCCUGUCUAGCUGAAAAGGUUAAAGUUCAUUGGGUGAAAUGUGUGUGUGUGCUAAACCCUGAGCUGUGACUCACAGGCAUCUUGUUUUCCUCAUCUGUUUAUUUCUGACUGAUCAUUGAUGGAAACGUGGAUGGAAACCCGCCAGGCGGGUCAGCGGCCCGCCUGGCGGUCCUGCUGCGUGAACAGAAAGCUGAAAACAUCUCUCCAUGUGACGCCAUUUCAACAAGAGCUCAGCAUGAACUGCAGUAACCCCAGUUUGUUUCACAACAGCCUGAAACCCCCGACUGUCCCCCGACCCGCUUCCUGUCUCCAUCUGAGGACAGACGGGGCAAAGGCCCCCUCUCCGCUUCAACGCCUCGCUCCACAGAAUAAACGCUUCCGUCGAGCUCCAGGUCAGGAUGACUUCCUUCCUCUUGCCACUCCUCCUCCUGUCGCCGGUGGGCUCCAUCAUGGCGGCUCCAGAACCAGCCGGCUGUAAGAUCCGGAUCACCGAUAAAGGCCUGGAGCUGUUAAAGCUUGAGACUCAGAGGUUUGUGGAAGAGGAGCUCAGUAACAUCAGCAUGCCGGAGAUGAAGGGGACCGAGGGCCGGUUCCAGUACACCAUCACAGACGUGAAGAUCACAGAACUGAACCUGAGCCAUGCGGACCUGCGGUUCCUCCCAGACGUCGGUCUGCUGUUCGACGUUCAGAACUCGUCCAUCGCGCUGACCUUCCAGCGCCGGAUCCUCUACUGGUUCUUCUACGACACGGGGAACAUCAACGCGUCGGCCGACGGCGUCAACAUCAACACGGCUGUGAACCUGAUCCGAGACGACGUAGGCCGACUGAAGAUCAACAACAUCAGCUGUGACGCCAAGAUCAAGAAAAUGAGAGCAGAGUUCAGCGGGACGCUUGGGAAAAUUUAUGACUUCCUGGCCCGAUUUCUGACCACCGGGAUGCGAUUCUUCCUCAACCAACAGAUCUGCCCGGCGCUGAACCACGCUGCUCUGGUUCACGUGAACGCCAUGUUGGAGACGAUCCCGGUGCGGAGCGAAGUGGAUCACUACAUCGGGAUCGACUACUCUCUGAUCAGCGAUCCCGUGGUGACGUCGCGGAGCCUCGACAUGAACUUCAGGGGGAUGUUCUUUGACCUGUCCAACCAGAACCAGCCGCUGGUGAACUACGCGGUGGAGCCGGUCAUCAGGGAGUACGACCGCAUGGUCUACCUCGCUCUGUCUGAGUUCUUCUUCGACAGCGGGAUGUUCGCCUACUACUCUGCUGGGAUCUUCCAAAUGCACAUCGUCAACGAGAAGAUGCCCAAAGAUCUGGAGAUGUUGCUGAGGACGACGUAUUUCGGAACCAUCAUGAUGAUGAACCCAGCUCUGGUGGAUGCACCACUGUGCCUGCAGCUUGCUGUCAACUCGCCCCCAAAAACCUCCAUCAAAACGUCCGGGGCCACCGUUGUCAUGACAGCUAUCGUCAAGGUGAUGGUUCUGCCACCAGGCCAAUCUCCGGUCCAGCUCAGCAGUAUGACCAUGGAAGCUAAGUUUAAUGCAAAAGUUUCCAUGAGAGGAAAACGUCUGGCUGUGCAUGCCGAUCUACGCAGGUUUAAGAUCUUUUCCAACCAAUCAGCUCUGGAGUCUCUGGCUCUGAUUCCUCUGCAGGCUCCUCUGAAGACCAUGCUGCAGAUGUCCGUGGUUCCUCUCAUCAACAACUGGACCAAGAGGGGAGUCCGGAUCCCACUGGCUGAUGGGAUGGAUUUCAUCGAGGAGGUGGUGGAGUAUCACAAUGGUUUCAUCGUGAUCGGAGCCAACCUUCACUUCAGCAAAGGCCUGAGGGAAAUGAUGGCAGGAAGCAGCGACAUCCAGCCCACCGCCAGCACCAGCAACACCACCAGCACCGCUGUCUAAGAAGAACUGGACCUGGCAGCCAGAACAUUAUGACCGCCUGCUAACCGUUUUACUCCCAAAACACCUCCGGGCCGCCACUAGAGGGCACCACAGAGCCGAGGGUAGCUAAGCAAUGGUACUGGUUCUGCUGGUUCUGUGUAAGAAUGUGAGGGAGCAUGAUUAGCUCUGUUAGUGUGUGUGUGUGUGUGUGUGUGUGUGUGUGUGAACCACCAGAGGAGGUUCAACACAGACUGGACUGUGGAACCAAACCUUAGAAGCAGAGACGUCCAAUCUGAGGGACUGAAACUGUUGGUGGUCAUAAUCUUCUGCUGAUCUGAUAUAAAUAGAUGAUGUAAAUAUCGACAGACUGAGGAAAGUGUGUCGCAGCAGCUGCAGAUUCAACAAGUUUUACUGAUACAAACAUAAAAACCUGCUUUCUGACAUUUUCCAGUUAAAUCAUUUUAUUAAUGUGCCAACCAGAACUUCCUUUUAAUCUCACAGCAUGACUGAAGGGAGCUGAACUGCAGGCGGACUAAAGACUUCUUAACAUCUAACUGAACAUCUGAGAGGUUUCCAAACUGUCCCUUAUAAAUAAAACCCCUUUAAUAAAAACUCAGAGCUGUACUCAGAAGGUUGACUUGAUGAUGUCAUAGUUCACCAAUCUUUAAGGCUUCACAGAAGUCUUGAAGCUCAAUUCCAGUUUUUAUGCUGAAUUCCGAUAUUUUUUGUUGUGGUUUUGCAUGAUACUAAAGGCUCUAAGUAAAAAUUAGUUAAAUUACUAAAUUUAGACCAGCGGCCAUUUUAGUUUCUCGGUCAGCCUGUGUUUUGGGGGGAAAGGUCUGUGAUCUGAACAGCUCAUGUUGUUUGUGAUCGGCUGAUUUAGGUUAUUAAUGUUUACAAUUUAAUGCCCACCAACCGCAAAUAAACUCAAGAUGCAGAACCGUUUAAAAUGACACAGUGAUUCAGAGGAGAUCUUGAUCUUUUUCAAAUCAAUAUUUAAUUGGUGAAAAAACUAGAAAGCAUUGAUGAAUCAAUAUUUUUGCCAACUACUACAAUCAAGCAGGAACUUGGCAAGUUAGACCCAGAUAGCUUAGCGCUAGUGAGUGCUAGCCAGCAAACUACCCAGAUCCAGGAAACUAUGGAGUUAAAUUUGUUUCACAAUUAUUCAAUCAAAAAAAAAAAAAAUUCAAACAAAAAAAUAAUUAUCUCAAUUAAAUUGUAAGAAUUAUUAUUUUUUUAAACAAAAAUAAAGAAGCUGACUUGGAGAAAUAUAGUUAGCCAAAUACACAUGGCCCUUAAAAGCAACACUUCCUUCCCUACCUGGCCGUCUCUGACCCAAAACCUGCUGGUCUCUCCAUCCUCAUGUUCUGAUCCUCUCUGGCUGGAGGAAUCGAUCUGUUCAGUAAAACCACAAGCCUGUCCUGCUUCAGCUGCACUCUGCUGGUCAGACUAGGAUGGGGAAUUAGGAGAACACCAAUUUAAUUUUAUAACAUACAGUACCACAGCAAAGGGCAUAUUACAUCUAAUUCUAAAUAAAACUAAGUACAAGACACACACACACCAAAUAAUAAAAAAGAGAAAUUAUGUGAAUAUCCUGCUUUGGCCUGUGAUCUACCAGCUUGGUUUUUCAUUUUGCAUCUGGAUGGAAAUAUAUAUUUAAGAGUUACAUUGCCUCCCUCAUCCACAACACUGAUUAUGUGCUUGGUAAAUAAAUAAUCUGUACGGUCACUUAACGUGGACCUAAUAACAUUGGUGCAGCGAUCCGCUGUGUUUUCCCACUUUAGCGUCAAUGCUAGUUAAUACACACACAGGAGGAUUACACAACAGUUUUUAACAUAUUUCCUCUAGAUACAUUUGGAGGAAGAGGUGCGCUGGUUAACGAAUUCAACAUAAAGACAGGCGAAUAUUACACAAGCCUAGUUUAUGCACUUUACCUAGUGCUAACAUUAGCUAGCACGAUAUGCUACCGGGGAUCACGGCAGACAAAAUAUGACUGUCGUCAUAAAAUGUGUAAGAUUUCUUCUUUGAAACAAGGUGGACACUUUAGUAGCUGCUAAACGGUGUAAUUUUGUGAAGAUUAUUUACCAUUCACAUUCUGUGUCCGUCACCGAAGCUCUGCAGUUCGGGACACAGUUCUGAGAUCUCAGGGAGUCAGUCAUCCGCUUUACUCAGCGCUAACCAAUAGGAACACGUCUUGCAUCGCUCGUCAUCCGCUUUACUCAGCGCUAACCAAUAGGAACACGUCUUACAUCGCUCGUCAUCCGCUUUACUCAGCGCUAACCAAUAGGAACACGUCUUACAUCGCUCGUCUUUAGGCCCCGACCAGGAUGUUCAUGUGAGAAGGGCAAGAAAAAUCGUUGAGUG
Molecule: messenger RNA, 4532 nt
Organism: Xiphophorus couchianus (Monterrey platyfish)
Lineage: Eukaryota; Metazoa; Chordata; Actinopteri; Cyprinodontiformes; Poeciliidae
Gene: pltp
Product: phospholipid transfer protein
Exons: 15
Coding region: 699-2189 (496 amino acids)
Biological process (GO): ceramide transport; phospholipid transport; high-density lipoprotein particle remodeling
Molecular function (GO): lipid binding; phosphatidic acid transfer activity; phosphatidylethanolamine transfer activity
Source: RefSeq, a predicted model, not a curated record